GUCAAAAAGAUUUUAAAAUAUUUCUCAAAUCAAAUCUUAAAUCACAGUGACAUUACUCAGUAAUUUACAAUAGCAAGUACUAUUUUUAUUUAUUAAAAGGAUGAAGGCUUAUUAAUAAUAAAGUGCUGUUAUUUUAAUAGAAAUAAAUAUGUUUCUACACGAAAGAAUUUGCCAAUGGCUAGGUCAGUUAAAACUAUCUCGAGUAAUUUUUAUGGUAUCAGUGAUAUUAUUUAUCGUGCCUUUAGUAACUCACUACUAUUUGUCUAAGUAUGAAUCAACAUCCAUGUCAUUGGGUUCAAAUAGCAUGCGACACACUUUGGAAGCCCUCGGUGAUUUAUCUACAAUGAAUGUGGUUGAUCUUAAAAUAAGAAUUGAAGAAAUGUUGAGAAUAAAGGCUUCGGUAUCAACGGAGUUGCGAGAAUUGGAAGAACGACGUGGAAAAUUACAAAAAGAAGCUGCAGCAGCAAGUGCUAAAGCGGACAGCGUUAAGGCUGAGUACGCACGGGCUACGGCCGAACUGCAAAGGUUGCGUGUGUCAGCGGACCAAGCACGCCUUGCGCAGUUGGAAGCGAUCCGACGGGAUUCUCCUGAACUUGCUCCCCCUACACAAAUUCUUCCCGUGAAGCCUCCGUCGAUUCUACCGCCUAUUAGUUCAAGUUCCGAAGGGCAUUGUCGUAUGCAUUCCUGCUUUGAUCAUUCACGUUGUUCUUUAACGUCCGGUUUUCCAAUAUAUUUUUACGAUCCUGACAUUCAUAACCCGCUCGCUAGCGCUGAGGUCGACGGAUUUCUGAAAACAACUUUACGUCAAACACUUACCUACAAUUCACACCUAACGCAAAACCCUAAUGAAGCAUGUGUUUAUCUCGUUCUUGUGGGAGAAGGUUUUCCGCUCGACAAAAGUCCCUCUUCGACAGCAGACGCAUUUAAGGUGUUGUUGAAUGAGACGGCUAUUAAAAGCUUACCAUAUUGGGGAGGCGAUGGUCGUAACCAUAUUUUACUAAACUUGGCGCGUCGUGAGUUAUCCGUUGGGUCCGGCGAUGCCUUCCAUACCGCGUCAACGGGAAGAGCAAUGAUCGCCCAAUCCACGUUUACUUUACAACAGUUUCGACCAGGUUUCGAUAUUGUAAUGCCCCCGGCUCUCGGGCCUCCGGGAGGAGACGUGUGGGCAGAUUGUGCUCCUUUAGCACCAGCGAGACGUAAAUACAUACUGAGUUUUCAGGGCUCACAGACGCCAACACCGCCGGGAAUGGAUAAAGACGAUGAUAAAAAUCUAAUCGAAUCUCUCCAAAAGGCAGCAAAAUCGGCACCAUCUUCAGAUGUAUUUUUCUUACAGUUUGAGUGUGAUCCGCCCAUAGAAAGGCGAGCAGUUAUACCGAUAGGGGAUUGGGCGCUCUGCGGUACAGAUCGCUCGCGACGAUCCAUUUUACGCGAUUCUACAUUUGGUUUGAUACUUGCUCCUGCUGAUAGCAAUUAUGCUACAACAGCCCUUUUACAGGCGAGAUUAUAUGAGGCGUUACGAUCGGGUGCUAUUCCGGUAGUCCUCGGUGGGGAUCGGAUUCGUCUUCCGUAUGACGAGGUACUAGAUUGGCGAAGAGCCACCAUAUUAUUACCGAAGGCUCGCGUAACCGAGUUGCAUUUCCUCCUCCGAGCGCUGUCUGAUGCAGAUUUACUGGCGUUUCGAAGACAGGGCCGUGUAUUAUGGGAGCGAUAUUUAAGUUCGGUGCAAUCAAGUAUGGAUUCGUUACUUGCGACGAUACGAAUGCGCUUAAACAUACCGGCACGCCCGGCGUUAGCCAUUACGGGUUCACCUGCGUUCAACGAUUCGUACUAUCCACCAAAACUUGAGCCGCCAGCCGUAGACACUGAGCCGGAAGAAACUCUCGGACCGUUAGAAGCGCCUUACCCCAGUCCAGCAUAUCGGCGAAACUACUCACUCUCUCUGCUGCAUGGAUACGAGUUGUGGAACGAAUGGGGCGAACCGUUUGCUCUGUACCCACAGCUGCCAUGGGACCCACCAGUGACGUCCGAAGCUAGGUUUAUGGGUUCGGCGGCCGGUUUUAGACCCAUCGGUGCUGGCGCAGGUGGUUCUGGGAAGGAGUUUAGUGAGGCUCUAGGUGGCGAUCGUGCGCGAGAACAGUUUACAAUAGUCAUUUUGACUUAUGAACGAGAAGCAGUUUUAGCUGCGGCUUUAGCAAGAUUACGAGGGUUACCGUAUUUGAAUAAGGUGGUGGUGGUGUGGAACGGCGUGAGCGCGCCGACGGCGGCGCAGCCGUGGCCCGAGGCGGGCGCGCCGGUGGCCGUGGUGCGCGCGCCGCGCAACUCGCUCAACAACCGCUUCCUGCCCUACCACGUCAUCGACACCGAGGCCGUGCUCUGCGUCGACGACGACGCGCAUCUGCGCCACGACGAGAUCGUCUUCGCCUUCAGAGUAUGGCGUGAACAUCGAGACCGCAUAGUUGGCUUUCCUGGGAGAUAUCAUGCCUGGGAUCUUAAUUUCAAUAACGGCUUCCUCUACAAUUCAAAUUACAGCUGCGAGCUGAGCAUGGUGCUGACGGGCGCGGCCUUCGUGCACCGCUACUACCUGUGGGCCUACUGGCGCGCGCUGCCGGCCGCCGUGCGCGACUACGUGGACGAGUACAUGAACUGCGAGGACAUCGCCAUGAACUUCCUCGUCGCGCACCUCACCAGGAAGCCGCCCGUCAAGGUGACGUCUCGCUGGACGUUCCGCUGCCCGGGCUGUCCCGUCACGCUGUCUGCUGAUGAAACACAUUUCCAUGAAAGGCAUAAAUGUAUACAGUUUUUCUCACAGGUGAUGGGCUACACGCCUCUACUAUCGACGCAGUAUCGCGCUGAUUCCGUGCUAUUUAAAACGAGAAUACCUCACGAUAAACAGAAAUGUUUUAAAUUUAUAUAAUUUACAUAACUUUGAAUUGACAUUUUUAUUUACAUUCAACUUAUAUUUUAUACAGAUUCUUUAUUUUAGCAAAUUAAAAUCAGGAAUCAAGAUCGCUUUUUACAAUUCGGGUGUUACAUAUUUUUUUACAUAAUACCAUAAGUUCAUAUAAUUUAUACAAGUUAAAACAUAGCAUUUUUAAGUUAAAUGUAACUUAGAACAAAUUCGAAUUAAGUUGCGUCACGAGGUUUUUAUUAUUUUAAAUUUUACAAUAUUAAUUUUAUUACAUAAUGUAUUUUUUUGAACCUUUUUGGUCGUACAGUUUUUAUUAAAAACUUAAUCAAAAUAAUGUAUAUAUUGUACAGCUUUAUAGUUAGGGAAUAUGCACAGAUGUAUAAUAAUAGAUAUUCUAUGAAAUCUCAGUAUAAUUGGUAUACAUGUAAUGAUUUGCUUUUUAAUUUUUGUGUUGUUUUUUGAUUAAUUUCAUUUUAUUUUGUAAAAAUGUAUAACAAGCAGCUCAAAUACUGUAAGCAAUUAAUAGAAAAAAAAAAACUGUAUUUGGAGAAAAUAAUUGUUUUGUAAUUCGAAUUAAUGUCAGUGAAAUCAAUAUUACAUACCAGUAUUAGUAACACGUUAUUCAUAUGCUGUAAGUAAAGUUACAAGUGCCCACAAAUGCCCCACAGUUGGGUAAGAGCUACGUCAUCUCUAAAGCAAAAGUUUGGUAUUUAUUUAACCAUGCUACUCCAAUUUCUGAAUACACGUGUGGACUCGAUAUUUUCAUUUACUGCUGACCACAAAAUGGAUUUUGAUAACACGAUAAGUACAUGAAAAGACUGGGUAUUUCCGCGUGUUCUAUGCAUUACGCCAUUUUAACUUGCAGUACAUGUAAUAUAUUUUUGUAUUCAAUAGUUACAAUUACAGAAAGUGAAUAAUCUUUAUAUUUUUACGUGGACAUCUCAUAACAUUUUUUUUUCAUAUAAGGCAUUUUUUUAUUUGUGAUCGAAGUUUUAAACGCACUUGAGUUGAUAAUCAUAUGGCUCUAAUGUAUUUAAAUGUAAACAACAAAAAACCUUAAAUAUGUUAGUGAAAUGGUGACUAUUUGUUGAAGUAAAACUUCUUUGGACGCGAUGAGUCGUCCGCUCAUCGAGUACGGUCGCAUUAAGCGCCACGUUGCUGUAUGUAACGUCGAGUGAAUCGUUUCUGACUUCAGUCAGGUUUCAUACUUGUAAAUUAAAUUAAAUAUGAAUUCACCGGUGCACUAGAAGUGCUGUUAGCUGGUACGCAUUUGUUAGUCAAAUAAAAGUUUUUCUUUUGUAAAUUAGAGCAAUACAGAGUUUUAACUUUGGUCUAGUGAAUCUGUAAGACUGACUUGUUAUUGUCUUAUGUACUUUAGUCUUAACUUGUAAGUAUAUGUUUUGUCCAAAGAGGUUCUGCAUAUUUGUAAUUGACUUUGUGUUUGUUGGUGAUGUUUCCGGUGUACACAAUCUCUAAUUUUGACAGGCUAAUAUUGCUAUCUCUUUCUGAUAUGUGGGAUUAUAAAGGAUAGCUAGUCGUUUAGUUCUUAAAUUUCGAGAUUGUGUAGAUCAGUAGCCGUAUCAGUGUGUGUUUUUGUAUUAUGUUGGUUCUAAUAAAAAAAUAAAAAUA
Vanessa atalanta (red admiral) is the source of this 4537-nucleotide messenger RNA. RefSeq names its product exostosin-3 (gene botv). Bases 149 to 2914 code for a protein of 921 amino acids. The record is from RefSeq and is a predicted model, not a curated record. Gene Ontology annotation, cellular component: membrane. Gene Ontology annotation, molecular function: glycosyltransferase activity. Lineage: Eukaryota; Metazoa; Arthropoda; Insecta; Lepidoptera; Nymphalidae. The transcript has 10 exons.